AUGGCAGUUGAUGUGCCAAAAUCUGUUAUAAAGAAGUUGGUAUUCUUUACCGUUGCAAUGGUCGUGCUUCCAUUGUUGACUUUCUUUACAUUACAACAUCUAACUAGCAAUACUAUUAUAAGCGGUGGUCUUGCAGCUUUGAUGGCUAAUGUUGUGUUGGUGGGGUAUAUAAUUGCUGCGUUCACUGAGGAUACCACGGAAUAUGCACCAGAAGGUAAGGAAUCGAAGAAGGAAUAA
Messenger RNA from Nakaseomyces glabratus, 237 nucleotides. RefSeq names its product Vma21p (gene VMA21). The record is from RefSeq and is a predicted model, not a curated record. Gene Ontology annotation, biological process: vacuolar proton-transporting V-type ATPase complex assembly. Gene Ontology annotation, cellular component: endoplasmic reticulum membrane. Lineage: Eukaryota; Fungi; Ascomycota; Saccharomycetes; Saccharomycetales; Saccharomycetaceae.